AUGCAUUCUUAUAUUCGCCCGAACCAGCAUGCUCUUGUGCAGCUGCCGUCGGAUCAGAUCCGUAUCAUUAAACCUGUACCGAACACCAUAGUUUCAUUCGGCAAAUAUGGCAGCGUCCCUGCAAAUCAAAUCAUUGGGCGCCCCUUCUACCUCACCUUCGAGAUCCUAGAUACCCCGGAGCCUGAUGGGUACCAAUUGCGUGUCGUCUCAGCCACCGAGUUGCAUGCCGAAACCCUUAUCGAAGAGGCCGAGGCAGAUGCUGAUGGUGAUGAGACGGAAUCAGGCGCGGGAACCCCGAUGCGCACGAAUCAGAAGAUCGUCGACGAUGCCUCCACGCAACGGCUAACUUUGGAGGAGAUUGAAGAGCUGAAGAAGGAGGCUGGUGGGGCGGGCAGAGAAAUUGUCGCAAAACUUCUCGAGUCGCAUUCGGCUAUCGAUCAGAAGACUGCAUUUUCUCUCGCCAAGUACACAUUACGCAAGCGCAAGAAGUACAUCAAAAGAUUUACAGUGCUUCCACUAGACGUUAGUGGUCUCGCCAAUUAUUUACUGCAUGAGAAGGAUACAGGAAAGGGAAUGGAGUUGCGCGACGAGCACAUUGGUCUACUUGGAUGCUUGGGAAAUGUGCACCAUGGUGGACAGUCCUCAACUGAAUUGAUUCCUGAAGUGAAGCCGAAUGGUCGGUAUUUUGUGGUGGACGAGACGGGCGGUUUGAUUGUGGCCGCGAUGGCCGAGCGAAUGGGGAUUCUAUACCCCCAUGAUGAUGACGAGGAUGAGGAGUCAGCUGCAGUCGGCCAAGCCGCAGAACCCCGGGGCUUCACACCAAUUCGCCGCCGUCGCACUCGACCAAUGUCUGCAACAGGCAACACUCUAACCGUUAUCCACGCCCAGGCGCAACCCAACCUGUCACUCUUAAAAUAUUUUGGCUACGAUAUCAACCUCCCCGACGAAUCUCACCCACUCCACACCCACCUCAAGUCUGUUUCCUGGCUUCAGCUGAAGGAUCCCUCUCUUGACCCAAUCCUUUCCAACGAACCAACUGCGCUUCCUGCUGAAGAGUUGGCGGAAUUGAAACCCAGCAAGCGCACAGCCUAUUACUUCAAGCGCAAUCGGUGGGAGAAAGUGAAGGGCGUUACGGAUGAAGCUCGGGCAGGCGGUUUCGACGGUCUUGUCGUGGGUACUCUGCUUCAACCGGAGAGUGUCUUGCAACACGCCAUCCCUCUACUCUCCGGCUCGGCCUCUAUAUCCGUAUACUCGCCCUAUGUCGAGCCACUCGUCAAGUUAAUGGACUUCUACUCGACUGCGCGUAGGAGUGCCUUCAUCCUCCGGAAGCGGGAUUUGGAAUCACAGAAAACUGCCGACGGUGAGAUUGACAUGUCACCGCUACUGAAGGAGUUUGAGGUCGACCCGACUCAGCUUCUACCACCGACACUACACCGCUCCCGUGUUCGUGCCUGGCAAGUGCUGCCUGGUCGGACUCAUCCGCUGAUGACAAGUCGUGGCGGUGCAGAGGGAUACCUCUUCCACGCCGUGCGUGUCAUUCCCACUGCGGAACAUGUCCAGGCUGCUGGAACAUUCAGAAAGAAGCGCAAAGUGGAAACAACAUCCACCCCGACCAGUGACCGGGAUGUGGUCAUGUUGUCAUGA
Molecule: messenger RNA, 1644 nt
Organism: Penicillium odoratum
Lineage: Eukaryota; Fungi; Ascomycota; Eurotiomycetes; Eurotiales; Aspergillaceae
Gene: trm6
Product: tRNA 1-methyladenosine methyltransferase subunit GCD10
Exons: 2
Coding region: 1-1644 (547 amino acids)
Biological process (GO): tRNA methylation
Cellular component (GO): tRNA (m1A) methyltransferase complex; nucleus
Source: RefSeq, a predicted model, not a curated record